UCCGACAACUCAUCUGAGCUGUUUUGGCCGGCAGGUCCAGUUUUGCAGCUGUGUAACGUGUUUGAGGCUUGCUGCCUCGUCAUGGGCGAUUUGGAAAACGCUCAACCCAUUGGUGAUAAGACUGCCGACGAAGGUCCGUCUUCGGUGCCUCAGCCAGCGACGGACGUGUACUUUAGUGCUAACGAGACAAUCAUCCGUGAUUUGCUCUCGGAUGAACUACGUUAUCAUUCCCCUCCUGCAUACUGCCAAAACGAACCUCCAGCGCAGGCUAUCUGGAUGCGUAGAGCAUUACUAAACUGGCUGCGAGAAGUGUGUGAUCAUAGAAACACCGACGCUGAGGUUCUUGCUCAUGCGGCUCAGUUGAUUGAUCGCUAUCUCCAUGUUGGCAACACGGAUAAACGCGAUUAUCAGCUAGUUGGGGCUACCUGUUUUCUACUAGCUAGUAAGCUUAAAGAAACAAUACCGGUGUUAGUAGAAAGGCUUGUACAAUAUACAGACUUCUCUGUCACUAAGGAGGACAUAUUAGCAAAGGAAAUCGUGAUUGCGGUCACGCUUCAAUGGGACCUGACCUGUAUAACACCAAUUGACUUUAUUCAUCCAAUAACCAGUUUCUUUACUUGUGAAUCUGGAUUGAGGCAGCUCAUAAGGCAAUCUGCGAAGCAGAUUUUUAUGAAAAUUCUCCAUGUUGAAGGGGUAAAUUUGUUUCGACCUUCGUACACCGCGGCGGCAUGUAUUCUGUAUGCUGUGAGACUAACUGUGGCUCCUGACGCAGAUGGUUUUGCAUCGGGAGUAAGGUCACAAAUGGAGAGGUUGCUUGGACUGGAGUCGGUAAGUUCAUGGGUAAAAUGGCGGUGA
Messenger RNA from Mesocestoides corti, 855 nucleotides. The record is from the annotation of a GenBank genome assembly. NCBI's taxonomy places the organism in Eukaryota, Metazoa, Platyhelminthes, Cestoda, Cyclophyllidea, Mesocestoididae.